CCAGAGGGCGCCCUCCUCGGCCCCUCCCAGUGGCCGAGACGGAAGGAACCGGUGGCUCUCCGGUUGCGAGGGCGCAAGGCACCCCGAGCGCGGCGCCCUUGAGCCGCACCGCGGCGCAGGUUUGCCAGCCGACUUGUCCGCCUGCCAAGAAAAGGAAGCGCUGUCCCUUCCCGCUCACCCGGGCUUCCCCACCCCGUGUACUCUCAACCCUGCAGCGGGCGAGCGGCGUGGCCACGGAGGCGCCGAGGAGGGGCGAGCCGCCGCCGGGCAGCGGCGUGCCCGCGGGCGACAGGGCGCAAGAGAGGAGGCGGCGGCGCGGCGGUGAAGGCGCAGCGCGCGAUGGCAGCUGCUUAGCCCGGCGGGCGCGGAGCAGCCCUGAGCUGUGGCUGGCCAGAAGGUGCGGCUGGGCCGGGGACACCGCCGCCGCUGCAGCCCGGCCGUCAGAGAUGAGCACGGAGGCGGGUGAAGGCAUCACUUUCUCCGUGCCACCCUUCACCUCCUCGGGCUUCUGCACUUUCCCCGAGGGUGGCAGCUGCCGGAGGGGAGGAGUGGCGACGGUGGCCGAAGGCGAGCCCAGCCAGCUACCGCCGCCGCCACCGGGCAGCUUCUGGAACGUGGAGAGCACCGCCGCCCCUGGCACCGGGUGUGCUGCUGCCACCCCUGGGAGCAGCGCCACCCGGUGCCGGGGCAACUCCAGUAGCGGGGGCGGCCGACGGACCACGGUGGCAUAUGUGAUCAACGAAGCGAGCCAGGGGCAGCUGGUGGUGGCCGAGAGUGAGGCCCUGCAGAGCCUGCGGGAGGCGUGUGAGGCGGUGGGCGCCACCCUGGAGACCCUGCAUUUCGGUAAACUGGACUUCGGGGAGACCACGGUACUGGACCGUUUUUACAAUGCAGAUAUUGCUGUGGUGGAGAUGAGUGAUGCCUUCCGGCAGCCAUCCUUGUUUUACCACCUUGGGGUUCGAGAAAGCUUCAGCAUGGCCAACAACAUCAUCCUCUACUGUGAUACUAACUCGGACUCUCUGCAGUCCCUGAAGGAAAUCAUUUGCCAGAAGAAUACUAUGUGCACUGGGAACUAUACCUUUGUCCCCUACAUGGUCACUCCGCAUAACAAGGUCUACUGCUGUGACAGCAGCUUCAUGAAGGGCUUGACUGAGCUCAUGCAACCCAACUUUGAGCUGCUUUUGGGACCUAUCUGCUUACCUCUUGUGGAUCGUUUCAUUCAGCUUUUGAAGGUGGCACAAGCAAGUUCCAGCCAGUAUUUCCGGGAAUCUAUACUCAAUGAUAUCAGGAAAGCUCGGAAUUUGUACACUGGUAAAGAAUUGGCAGCCGAAUUGGCAAGAAUUCGGCAACGAGUAGACAAUAUUGAAGUCUUGACGGCAGAUAUUGUCAUUAAUCUGUUACUUUCCUACAGAGAUAUCCAGGACUAUGAUUCCAUUGUGAAGCUGGUAGAGACUUUAGAAAAACUGCCAACCUUUGAUUUGGCCUCUCAUCACCACGUCAAGUUUCAUUAUGCAUUUGCACUGAACAGGAGAAAUCUCCCUGGAGAUAGAGCAAAAGCUCUUGACAUUAUGAUUCCCAUGGUGCAAAGUGAAGGACAAGUUGCUUCAGAUAUGUAUUGCCUAGUUGGUCGAAUCUACAAAGAUAUGUUUUUGGACUCUAAUUUCACAGACACUGAAAGUAGAGAUCAUGGAGCUUCUUGGUUCAAAAAGGCAUUUGAAUCUGAGCCAACACUACAGUCAGGAAUUAAUUACGCGGUCCUUCUCCUAGCAGCUGGGCACCAGUUUGAAUCUUCCUUUGAGCUUCGGAAAGUUGGUAAUUACAGCUUGAUAUUUUACGUGGAAAUCAAGAAACUAGGCCUAAACUUGGUACAAGGAAACAGAAUCAUGAACAGUGUCCCAUCUGCUGACCUGUUUUUGGAAUCUGAAAAAGGGUGUUUUGCUGGGUACCUCAAGUCUAUUGUAGAGACCAUUUUGAUAUAUAAACAUUUUGUGAAGCUGACCACGGAACAGCCUGUAGCCAAGCAGGAACUUGUAGACUUCUGGAUGGAUUUCCUGGUUGAAGCCACAAAAACAGAUGUUACUGUAGUUAGGUUUCCAGUAUUAAUAUUAGAACCAACCAAAAUCUAUCAGCCUUCGUACUUAUCUAUCAACAAUGAAGUGGAGCAAAAGACAAUAUCUAUUUGGCACGUGCUUCCUGAUGACAAGAAAGGUAUACAUGAGUGGAAUUUUAGUGCAUCCUCUGUCAGAGGAGUGAGUAUUUCUAAAUUUGAAGAACGAUGCUGUUUUCUUUAUGUGCUUCACAAUUCUGACGAUUUCCAAAUCUAUUUCUGUACAGAACUUCAUUGUAAAAAGUUUUUUGAAAUGGUGAACACCAUUACCGAAGAGAAGGGGAGAGGCGCAGAGGAAGGAGACUGUGAAAGUGACUCGCUGGAGGUAAUGACUUUGCCCAUUGCCAUUUUCGUGUCUUUCAGAUACUCUCAGCCCCUGCAUGAAGAAAUAGCCUUGCAUAAGCAUUUGAAGCACAAAAAUAUUGUCCAGUAUCUGGGCUCUUUCAGUGAGAAUGGCUUUAUUAAAAUCUUCAUGGAGCAGGUCCCAGGAGGAAGUCUUUCUGCUCUCCUUCGUUCCAAAUGGGGCCCAUUAAAAGACAAUGAGCAAACAAUUGGCUUUUAUACAAAGCAAAUAUUGGAAGGAUUAAAAUACCUCCACGACAAUCAGAUAGUUCACCGGGAUAUAAAGGGUGACAAUGUAUUGAUUAAUACCUAUAGUGGUGUUCUCAAGAUCUCUGACUUUGGGACAUCAAAGAGGCUUGCUGGCAUAAACCCAUGCACUGAAACUUUUACUGGUACCCUUCAGUACAUGGCACCAGAAAUAAUUGACAAAGGACCACGAGGCUAUGGAAAAGCAGCAGACAUUUGGUCUUUGGGCUGCACAAUCAUUGAAAUGGCUACAGGAAAACCACCGUUUUAUGAACUAGGAGAGCCACAAGCAGCCAUGUUCAAGGUUGGGAUGUUUAAAGUCCACCCUGAGAUCCCAGAGUCCAUGUCUGCAGAGGCUAAAGCAUUCAUAUUGAAAUGUUUUGAACCAGACCCAGACAAGAGAGCCUGUGCUAAUGACUUGCUUGUUGAUGAGUUCUUAAAAGUUUCCAGCAAAAAGAAAAAGUCACAAUCCAAGUUUUCAGUGCUUUCCGCUGGAUCAAAUGAAUAUCUCAGGAGUAUAUCCUUGCCAGUGCCUGUCCUGGUAGAAGACACCAGCAGCAGCAGUGAGUACGGCUCUGUGUCCCCUGAUACAGAGCUGAAGGUGGACCCCUUCUCUUUCAAAACCAGAGCCAAGUCCUGUGGAGAAAAAGAUGUGAAGGGAAUACGGACACUCUUUUUGGGCAUUCCAGAUGAAAAUUUUGAGGAUCACAGUGCCCCGCCUUCCCCUGAAGAAAAAGAUUCUGGGUUCUUUAUGCUGAGGAAGGACAGUGAAAGGCGGGCCACCCUUCAUAGGAUCCUGACAGAAGACCAGGACAAAGUUGUGAGGAACUUAAUGGAAUCUUUAGCUCAGGGGCCUGAAGAACCUAAACUAAAAUGGGAACACAUCACAACCCUCGUCACAAGCCUCAGAGAGUUUGUGAGGUCCACUGACCGAAAAAUCAUAGCCACUACGCUGUCAAAGCUGAAAUUAGAGCUGGAUUUUGACAGCCAUGGCAUCAGCCAAGUGCAGGUGGUCCUCUUUGGAUUCCAAGAUGCGGUCAAUAAGGUUCUUCGAAAUCAUAACAUCAAGCCACACUGGAUGUUCGCCUUGGACAGCAUUAUCCGCAAAGCCGUACAGACAGCGAUUACCACACUGGUUCCAGAACUGAGGCCACAUUUUAGCCUGGCAUCUGAGAGUGAUACUGCCGAUCCAGAAGACCUGGAUGUAGAAGAUGACCAUGAGGAACCACCUUCAAAUCAAACUGUCCGAAGAGCCCAGGCUGUCAUUGAAGAUGCUGUGGCUACCUCAGGGGGGAGCACACUCAGCUCCACUGUGUCCCACGCUUCCCAGAGCGCUCACCGAUCACUGAACGUGCAGCUUGGAAGGAUGAAGAUAGAAACUAACAGAUUACUGGAAGAAUUGGUUCGGAAAGAGAAAGAAUUACAAGCACUCCUUCAUCGAGCAAUUGAAGAAAAAGAUCAAGAAAUCAAACACCUGAAGCUAAAGUCCCAACCAAUAGAUAUUCCUGGGUUGGCUGUGUGUCACCUGAACUCUCCUGGCACAACCACUGAAGAUUCUGAGCUUACUGACUGGCUGAGAGAAAAUGGAGCUGAUGAGGACACUAUAAGUCGGUUUCUGGCUGAGGAUUAUACACUCGUGGAUGUCCUCUACUAUGUUACGCGCGAUGAUUUAAAAUGCCUCAGACUAAGGGGAGGUAUGCUGUGCACACUGUGGAAGGCGAUCAUCGAUUUUCGAGACAAACACACUUAACUACCAUGCAAUUUGAUCUUCGGUGGAGAAUCUGAAAAUUAAUACAGAACUGAUCUUCUUAGGGGAGGGAGAAUCGAAGGGAGAGAGAGAAGCUGCACUUUAAAUCCAGUAUUUGUUUACUUUCGUUAAAAAAAAAAAUAGACAAGACACACUAUGAAGUUUCCUAACUGCUUCUAUUUCUACAUCCUUAAGGACUCUUCAUAAGGACUCUCAAAACAAUCCUAAUUAGAAUUCUAAUAUCGAGGGUUAUUUUAGUCUAAACAUUUUUAUGGAGAUAUUUUUAACUCAGCAGCUAUUGCACUUCAGCCAAAUGUUUAUUUCACACGAAACAGAUACACAACAUUUCAUGUGAUCGUGUACCACUGGAACAAAACCAAAAUGUGACCACAACUUUUUAGGAUUGUAUGUGUUUUGUAAUAUGCCCAAGAAUUGAAGUAGAAAUGCAGAAUUUCAGUUAUUGUAUAAAGUUUAUGUUUUUUUUAGUGUGCAGAAUCUGAGAGCAAUGUUUUUUACUAUCUGUAUUAAUUGUAAUAUUGACUGUAUUUUGUAACUUAAUGUUUCUGGCCUGAAGCGCAUUUGUCUGUUUAUGUACUACUGAACAUACCAGUUGCACAUGCCUGGAUCAUAGUAAUGUUAGCUUGUUCUAAAGCUAUUCAUUGUGUUAACCCAUUGUGUUAUAUUUACUCUAAAAUUAAAAAGACUCCCAACAUACUGUUUUGAUAAA
Molecule: messenger RNA, 5169 nt
Organism: Ictidomys tridecemlineatus (thirteen-lined ground squirrel)
Lineage: Eukaryota; Metazoa; Chordata; Mammalia; Rodentia; Sciuridae
Source: RefSeq, a predicted model, not a curated record